Messenger RNA from Pocillopora meandrina, 8375 nucleotides. The record is from the annotation of a GenBank genome assembly. NCBI's taxonomy places the organism in Eukaryota, Metazoa, Cnidaria, Anthozoa, Scleractinia, Pocilloporidae.
AUCCAGCGGUUCAUAUUUUCAAACGGCAGCUUGAAGACUCACAUCCGAGCAACAAACGGAGCACUUGACUAAACAGGACAUGAAUUUAAAGUGAAAUCGCUCGCUCGUGAAACCUAUUAAUUACACAAGGCGCACGACACAUCAAAAUUCACUUCAAAUCACAACUGAUAGAGAGAGACACAGCAACCGACAGCUGCUUGUUACCGACUGCGUUAUCCUCUAGUGGGGAUAAUACGGCAGCGAAGGAAACACAAGCGCGUAUUUAAUAGCUUGAAAUGGAUCUGCGAGUUGUUCAUGGUACCCGUGAUUCUAUCGCAGGAAGUAUGUUUGCGCCCCGAGUGGAUAACCGAGAAGAACUUCAGUUCGCGGAUUUCCGAAGUAGGGAGGCGGACAAUAUGAGACGGGCAGAUGUCAGGCAUAAGCCGUUCAUGCAGCCAGUGUACAGAACAUCCAAGGACAUCGACAGCAGACAGCGAAUCACGCCAUCAGAACGACAUAACGGAGUGAUUCGACCCGAAUUUACGAGGUUAGUCAACGAGAUUAUUUUAAUAGAAUUUGAUCGAUGAUUCCUGGCUGGAUUAUUGAGAAAAAUAUAUUGAGAGUAUUCUUGGGGACUUGGGGAAUAAUUGAAUUAAAAAUCGGCUUUAAAAGAAGCUCUUGUCUCCCGCAAGGUUUUACCUAUACGAUAUACCUCCUACAAGGGCGGUAAAUACGGCAAGUUAUUUACUUCAACAAUGGUUCUAAACUUGGCAAUUUGAGUUUGACAAUCUCACAUAAUGAUGGAUUCGAGUCAGUACAGCUCUUCUUCAAAUCUUCAAGUUGAAUUUUUACCAUGUCCUUAAUUUUUAUGUAUUAUUAAUAUUGCGUUCAUUUGUUUUGCCAUGUUUGUCAUCUAAUUUAAUGAAAAUUACACAUUUGUCGAGGUUACACAAUUACUCCGGCGAAAAUUACCCAAACUGUUCAUUAAAAUUCGGUUUUAAACGGAGCCUUUUUAAUGUUUCAACCGGUAUAGAAUGAAGCUACUCAAUCUCUACUGUGUAAUAUACAGAGUCGGGUAAUUAAUUUUUAAUUACAAGCAACGUUUGAAUAAAUGAUUAAGGGCUGCAGUGUAAACUGGUAAUUACUUUCGCAAAAACAUCACUUAUUUAGCUGACGGGUUCUUUGACAUGCUGAGAUAAACUUAACUGACUUGCUCCGAACGAAACAUUUAAAAUGUCGUACACUCUAUAUGACCAAGUGCUUUGAUACAUUUACGGAGUGUAGUUGCUAAGUGUUAUUGAUUCACUUUAAUAGUCAGUAAAGUGACUCUAAUAUUUUCCACUGCGAUGGACACUUCACGAAAAAGUCAGUUUAGGUCUGAAAUAGUUUGAUACAAAUUUCUUACAAAAUUACAACAUCUUGAAAUAAUAAUAUUUGAAAAAAUUUUGACAAGACAGAAUCUUGAAUAUCGACCUUUACUCUGACCCGUGAGCUAACAAGCUAGUUUUCUGCGCUUGAAAGAUGCCUAAUUUCGUUUGCUAACCAAGGAAAUUUCACAUGUUGCAGCAGUACUCGAUGGACGAUCCAUUUAUUAGCCCUUUCAAACUCAGGCUAGAAUCGCAUAACUACACCGUUAUGUGUUAAGUGAAUUUUCCAAAAUAUGCAGAAACAAAAUAAUUGUAAUCUGUGGCUUGUAUCAUCUGCAGCAAAAGGCAAGUCGACCUUUUAAGAUCUGUUUUAACUUUUUACAUUGCUGACAACUGCAUAAACUCUUUCAGAAAUCAUUUUAUACUGCCGGUUUGAUAACUAAGUUAUACUUAAACAAUAUCUUCUCGGUUAAUAUGGUAUAGCUCCCUUUACAUUCAGAUCAAAGACUCCAUAAUUUUCCGGCUCAAUGAAGCUCAUCUUUGAAGUAAACAUGUAAUCUUGCUUCGUGAUUUCUUAUCCCGUGUCAAUGAUUGCUCUGGAAACUAUGAGUCACUCUUAACAUUCCUCCAGCGACUGCCCUUUUCCGCGAUUGCAAGAAUUAAAGUUUAAUUAAAAGAGGCCCCUUUUUUCGGCAUGUGCCGAGAUCCGUACGUGAUCGGUGAAGUAGAGUGUGACAAAGCUAAGCUUGCAUUUAUAUUUUUAGCUCAAAAUUCCGAGAAUAGUAGAAAACUAAAGCUAAUGUAGUCUGUGCAGGUUUCAACUGAGACAAAAUGAUUAUUGCUGAGCUGAUGCUCGAUUCAGAGUUCGGUCUGAAAAAUUUGAGCAAGAGUGAUUACAUGGAUGAAUUUCUGAGCUCACGAGCGAACAAAUAUGCACAAGUGCAGAUUAGUCAGACAGCGGAUCAAAUAUAUGAUAUGCCUUAUAAUUACAACCCAAUAUAAUCCAGUCUAUAUGGCAUAAUCUGUUUUAAGAACACAAUAUUAUCGCUCUUUGCAAGAUGUCAAUCAGGGUUUAUUUCAGAUUUUUUUUGCUUUAUCUGUUUUCGGGAGAAGCUUGCUGAGAGACAAACCAGAAACAAAAACAACAACAACAUGAACACAUCCUUUCCUUUGAGUUAACAGGAGUUAAACACGUUCUAACAAUCUUUUUGCAUGGCGGACCUACAUUAUCUUUGUGUUUCUUUAUGCUAAGGUGUUCUUCAUAGGAGCAAACUCAUGGAAAUUCAAAACGUUUGUCAUAUAGUGACAGCGGGAAAAGUCAUUCCUUUCAUCAUGUGUCGGCGUGUAUUCUCAGAUUGCGUCUGCUUUACACGUGAAAGCCUUAAAAUCGUAAGUAAGCGCUGCUGCCUCAGCUGAAACUCUGAAAAAAAAGGACUGGAAGGAAAAUUUACUUAGAAUUAUUAAUGAUUUUAUUGUUAGAAUAACUACUGGCAAAAACCUUGUGCGCGCUAGCCGGUAGCCUCAGACUGUAAAAAGCUAAACCUUAAUCGCCGUUGGAGAUUGCCGUAAAGUAAUUUUCAACUGAAUGUCGAGAGUAGUCCAGGAUUGCCAUGAUUUUUCUUUACUUCGCUUUGUGAUUGGUCCUGAAAACUCGUGCCAUGCUCUAAACCAAUUAGACACGAAAUGAAACACCAAUCGUGACUUGGUCGCCCGCGUUUUCCCGCUCUUUUAAUUUGGUAGUUUGCCAGUUUUCAUUUCGAGCCAUCAUUGGUUAUUGAUGACGCAAACCUUUGUUAUGAUUGGCUGUUGUGAUUGCUUUGGUUUUGGUUUUACGACAAUCAAUUGAAAACUGCUCAGUUUUAAAUUUGAGUAUAAGUGGAAAUGAUAUAAAGUAUAUAAAGUCGUGCUACGGAAACACGGGGAAAAUAAUUUUGGAGGAGCCUCGCCCGAGUUCACUGCCAAUACAGAAGAGAUGAAGUAAUUGGGAAACUGGUCUCAGACUAAUCUCUUAUUUAGUCGGGUGUAAACCUAUUGAUGAAACAAUGAACUAAAACUCUUGAAAACACAAACAUUAGCUGUACAUGUGAGGAGACAAAAUGGUCAAAAUCGUGUCAAGAUAAACAUAGGCUUGGAAUAUUUGCAAAAAUUCAGUUUCUUUCAAAUAUCAACCUGUUUUCUCUUUAAUCAUCUUCGUAUUUUUCAGUCGGUCACUUUGUUUAUAGUCAAAAAACAUUUACAUGAUCUUUUUUUUCUGUUUAUAAUUUUGGAUAAUAAAUCAUACGUUCCAAAUUGUUUCUCUAGAACAGUGCGUUUCCGACACGGUUAAAGGAGAUGUUCGGGAAUACCUCGACCACUGUCGUAAAAUUUUCGGCUUUCUCAGUUCAAACUAAAAGCGACUGAAUUAAAAUAUUCAACUGUGGAUCAUGUUUCCCGAACAAGGCUCCACCAUGUAAGAUAUAAUAAUAUUAUAGCAUUACUUCCGUGAUGAUUCCGAACAGAUCUGUAAACUCAACACAGAAAUGAACAAACUCAAGCUCCUAUCUUGCUAGUUCACAGUGCACACUUUAAAUCUAUCGGAUUUACUUAGCUGGCCAAAUAAAACUCAUCUGUUUCUCAUAAAUUAUUGAAGAAAAGACCGAAUUUGAAGGCACAACUUGUGAAUUACUACGAUAACUUUUUCAUCCAACAAUUGGCGGGGUCAUCUUAAGCAUUUUCAAACAUAUUAUCCAGUUUUAAAUUGAUUGAAAAUGUCAGAAAAUUUAAAAGAUUGCUUUCCGAUGGAAAAACAGUCCCUAAUAUGGAAUCGAAGCAGCUGAAUUUGAGACGAUCUUAAUGCCCUAUGAAUAUUCAUUGAGCCCUCGAGCAGACAGCCAAAACCAUCUGCUUCAGCGGAUUGCACAAAUAAACCUUCUUGAAUUGAGCCGAGCGGUCUUUUAACGAAGACAAUUUACAACUUGAUGUUCGUGGGGCCCCGCUAUCUUCACACAUCGCCGAAGACUGCUCGCCAUUAUUCAGCGUUCAAAACAGAAUGCUUCAACAGAAGUCUGGCGGAGUCACGGACAAACGGCCGAAACAGUGCCCAAGCGAGACACUAAGGUCACUUUAGCUCUCUAUUUUAUUAAUACAUGCCGUAGACAAGUAGAGUCAGCAGUUACUACUUGUCGCGACAAAGUGCGCACGGGAGCCAAAAACACACAACUUCAGCGACGUAGUGCAAGGCAAUCUUCGCUGAUUUAUCGAUCAUAGCGUUUUUAGAUUGACAGUAAUAACGUUUUCAAUGGUUUAACCUGGCUACGAGUUGAUGUUCCUGCCUAGAUUUGUUCUGCGAUCCGUAUGGCUUCUUAUUAACAUGCAAUUACUUAUUCGGUUACAUUAUAGCUUCUUUGGACAUUUCCGCGAGAGAUAUUUGGACUUUACAUCUGUCACUCUCAGGGUAAACCUCAUUACUUGUAAUAUUAUCGGAAAUAUUUCCGAAAGAUUCAUCCUCUCAAAUGCACGCUCUCCUUUGUUAAGCUCUCCAAAGGGCAGAUGGGGCUAGCAAAAUCUCUUUAAAACUAGCAGGAACCUUUUUUGUUUUGUUUUACACGCUAAACAAGUUGUAACGAGCAACUAUUCAAAUACAGCUGCGCAACUAAUGCAUAUGCAACAAAUAAAUAAAAAAAAAUAUAUUGCGCGCCACCAAAAUCUACAUAUAAACAGGUACCAGGCAUUCAUAAUUUGUCGCCUUGAAAAAAAAGGCAGUGAAUUUUUAGCAAGUAAUGCAAAUCAAAUUGACAUCAAAGAUGAGCUUUUUUACAGUGCUGCUAAAAAUUAACGGGUGUUUCUUCUUUACCUUGAAAAAGCCGAAAUAAAUCAUAAGAUAUAAUAUUUAUAAUUACUUCAGAGCAACAUGGAAAGGUCUCAAGAGAACGGGGAGCAUCAAUUUCAGCAUUAUUCUAGUGUAUUCUAUGAUAACAUUUAGGUGAUUUAAAGAUAAUUUUCCGAGCUUAAGGGAAGCCAUUCUAAACUUUUCCGAGAACCGCUUCGAUUUUGAUGUUUUCGGUUUAAAAUUGAAUAUUUCCUUUUAAUCGGUUCAUAUAUCUCAUCUCUGUACGUUGUUGUUGUUUUUUUAUUUAAAGUAAAGUGUCGGCUUAUGUAGUUACUUUUUCAAAACGGUAUAAGCAAAAGAAAAAAAGCUGGAGAUGCAAAUUAAAAUAUUUUUUUUUUAGUUUUUCCCCCGAGGGAAAAGUACAACACGGAGAUUUUCUUAUUAAUGAAUGGCUUCCUCCCGUUUUAAAUAUUAUUUUCUUCUGGUUACACUCUCAUAUGUGCCUUUUUUUAAUCUUAGUAAUGAUCAGUGAGAAACUUUAACGCUCUAAGAUCAUAGUAAUAAUUUGGCACAAAUGUGUAAACUCGCCAAGGUUAUGUUCAAAGCUUCGCUGAGAUGCUUUCCAAUAUGUUUAUGAUUGCGCCAGAUUGCUCAGGUUAAAUACUGAGAGUACUCGUGGGAAAUGAGUUCUGUCAAAGCAGCCUCUGAAAUGAUUGAGAUUUUCGAGAAAAAAUCAUUUUCUGAAAUUACAUUGUAUUAAAAUAAGAUUAAUUAUUAUUUUUUUUUUUUAAUUUGGCCCUUGCCAUGGUUAUCCGUUUUAUUUUUUCGUGUGAUUAAUGAAUACGUUUGUACAUAAUUGCUUUCUUUUUCCGAGACAUAAUAAGUGUUUGUUAUUUAUCUUUUAUGCUAUGCAGUCUGUUUUGUUGUACAGUUUAAUUACUAUUUUUCAUAGGCGAAGAACACAUCAAAAGUUUUUACACCGGCAAGGUUUCAUCAUCUGAGCGAAAACCGGAAAACUGCUUUCAAAGUUUUACAGCACAGUAUCUUGGCACAUGUAGCAAGCGCUCUAAUCCGAAAUUUCUUGGGAAACUGAACUAUAUUAAUGCUAGAUUUAUGGCAUGAGCUGUGAAGUUAGUUUUCACCGGUAAUUUUUCUGAGUCAUCCAACUCCUAAAGGACACUGUUUAGUGUCACAAAGUUGCAUUGGUAAAAAAUCAUUACUGACUGAUAUAUUAAAUUUGGGAGUGGAUGAUGAGAGGCCUGAGGAAAAAACACAAUUUUUGUGUUAUGUUAUCAAGAGAUUAUAAUGCACUUUAUGAUUUCUUGAUUUUAUUGAUCAUUACAUUGUCGGACUGACGCGAAAAAAUGCGCGCACGCGUGUGCCUCUCUCGAAAUUACUCGCGUGCGGCAGCGCAUAUGUCUAUCUGAGCGUAUGCAGCAGUCUUUAAAAAGCCAUUUUAUUAUUUUAUUUUGCAGUUUAGCUGAUGUUUACGAAGGAGCCCUCCGCAACGUAUUGGGUAUACAACUUCACCUGGCUCUCGAUGAUCAGCAGUCGUUUGCACAAGACGCCAUAAAUGAUCUUCUUUUCAGUCGCGAGAAAUCCUUACCUGGCCACCACAGGGGGCUACGACAUGAUCAAAACAACUGUAUCAAGAGGGGAAACGAAAACCACCAAAACAGUCUUCCAAGCGAUGAAAACAAAAACAUUAAAAACGUAGGCUCCUUUCAGGGGCGCACUUCUCUAAGGGACCCUCUGAGGGUUUCUGCAGGGGGUUCUGCCUUUCACGUCCCCCCUAAGAAGUUACGAUUAGAUGAUGAUAUACCUUAUUCCGAAAGGGGAUUUCCUAUGGAACACUACGGGGUUGCCCCAAGGAUGAACUUCCCACCGGACUAUCCAAACUCCUUUCAUUCCCCGAAAGGAGCACCGGGAAUUUACCACCGACGGGUCAACGCGCCUGAAACUGUGUCUCAUGCUUACGGAACAAACGGGAUUCACAUUCCUUCACCCAGGGAUCGCUACUCUCUGUGGUCAUUCGGACACCAUCGAGAUAUCUCUAAUUUAUUCCCGGUUCGGUGUUCUUCUGUUGAAAGCGAUCACAGACUUCAUCCAGGGAGUUUCGAUGGCGACAGGCGGAGAACUAUGGACUUCGGGCGCGUAAAUGGAUUUAUGCAUGAAAAAACAGCCGUACAGGUUAAAAACGAAAAGGAACCGAGAGAUGAAAUCACUAAACGCGACCAAAAAGCAAUUUUAACCGAAAAACGAAGCCCACUGGCUUCAGAAAAGGAGACAGGACUUGAACGGGAUUUGGAAAGAGACAAACUAUCGCCAAAUUCUUCGUCUUCACCAAAAUCUAAACAGGUUCACCCUUUAUUGAUUCCUCGAAGAUCGAGUCCGACGCAUGGAGCUGUAGAUUUUCGAAUGAAAACGCGCUACCGCAGCGCGCUUAGGAAACUGGAAGCCAGAAGAGAAGGAAGGAAAGGAAGCGUAGACGAUGCUAAAGAAGAGUUUCUAUUCAAGUUAGGACUCGAAAGAAUCGAAGCUUGAAUGGGUUAAGAAUUCUACUUAUUGACAACUGGAAGAUAAAUAAAUAAAUAAAAAAUAAAACGAAGUCUUACAUGUAUAUCCACUGAAAAUGAUCAACGACAACUACAACAAAGAGUGAGAAAGUAAAAUUUACUUUUGAUUGGUCAAGUAUCUUCUUGGACAAAUAUAACUCGUGACGUCAUGAAAGGGAUAACUGGUUAUUUACGCAUGUGCAAAGACGAAGAAUUGAAAGAUUCAAUUAAAAGUAAAUGAUCUUAGUCGGUUUGAAUUCGGAAAGAGAACGCCUCGACAGAAGCGUAUGUUUUUCUUUGUGUUACUUAGGGAUUUUUCUGUAUUAGUCGGGAGGCUUACAAAAGUAUAUAUUUAUUGUUGAUACUCAAACGAAGUCCCGGUAUGAAUCGCGAUAGUAAAAAGCCUCUUGUAACAAAAAUUCAGCUUGAAUCAGUAAAUCGUAAACCUAGCUUACAAAUUGUUUUAAAGUGCUGAAUAUAAUGGUCGCCAUUAUUAUCACUUAUGGCAGAGAUUAAUAUUAACGCGACUAGGUUUUGACUUUUCUAUUUAAUUUUAAAGUAUUUUGCAACGUUAACUUGAAAAAUGGUCGAAAUCAUGUUAAAUUGUAUGAUAUGGAAACUUAUCCCUUUAAAUGGAAGUAAACUGCAAUGUUAAUCUACUGCAAU